AUGCACACUGACACUAAAAACCGACUAAGUGCCCUUACAGAUGACCAUUCUGCCACUAAUCGGAUAUUACAUACAACCAGGACUGACCUUGGCAAAGCUAGUGAUGAAUUAGUCAAAGUUAAACGAGCGUUGGCACACGAAAAAGAACAAAACCGCCAGUCCAGGAUUAUACCACCAACUGCAGUGACGACAUCAAAACCGGGGUCACAAAGUGUCGCUUUCUUUGCCGUUAUGACGGAUCAUCAGCAACAUUUGGGCAUACAUCAAACUGUAGGUUUCCAGAGAGCAGUUACAAAUGUUGGUAAUGGGUGGGAUGGACAGGCCAAUGUUUUCAAAGCGCCAAGAGCGGGACUUUAUUAUUUCUCAGCAACAAUAAUGAGCCACUACGCUGAAGAUAUUGAAACCGAAUUAGUCAUGAAAGGCGUUCCGAUUGUGUAUUCAUAUGAUGGAGAUAAAGCAACACAUGGCGUCGGAACUUUAUCUGCAGUGUUAAAUUUGUCAAUCGGCGACGACGUUUGGAUCAGAAUAUAUAAUAAUCCUGUUGCAAACGAUGGGAAUGUUCGCGUUUAUGGUGGUGCGUGGUCCUGGUUUUCAGGAUUCCUUAUUUCAGAAUAA
Messenger RNA from Mytilus trossulus (common blue mussel), 615 nucleotides. RefSeq names its product cerebellin-1-like. Bases 1 to 615 code for a protein of 204 amino acids. NCBI's taxonomy places the organism in Eukaryota, Metazoa, Mollusca, Bivalvia, Mytilida, Mytilidae. The record is from RefSeq and is a predicted model, not a curated record. The transcript has 2 exons. Gene Ontology annotation, molecular function: protein binding.